GAAGGUUCACAGACGGCUGAAGAUUUACUAGUCCGUCUUUUGUACCACAUCCAGAGCCCUCGACGUGGACAUGGGACUCAAGAGCAUCCAAGGAUUGGAGUACAGAAGAGUUAUUUGGUCACGAUAGAGUCAAGGAUGACAGCCCGACCCUCUUCCAAGCCACAAUGAACGAGACGGACCAGAUGGCCAUGACUGUGCUAUUCGACCCAGACAAACGAGAGCCCAACGUUGUGAGCGACAAGGACCCCGUCAAGCAUCUCAGAGUUUCCAACUACAAGAAACCCUCUCUGGUGGACUGUUCGGAAGACACCGCCAUCGAUCAUGAACUCAAGCUCCCAGGGGACUCAGCAAUACUCAUUGAGGUUAUUGAGAUCCCAGACGCCGACACACCUGCGUCAAAUGAGAAAAUGAAGCGAGAUAAUAUUUGCACUACAGAGGAUAUCAAGGAGAUUCAAACAGACCCAAGCUUUCAUGAAGUUACGCAUAUCGAGUCGGCACAGAAACCAGCUACGAUUCUAGAGUGCUGCCCCUAUAUCAGAAUGUCGACAACGCCGAUAGAACUUGCAGGACAACCACCUACGAUUACGGGACCCGAAUCUUAUGACAGGUUGUCGAUGACUCCGAUAGAGUCUGCAGCAGGGGCGAGCAAUAAAGAUGUUCAAAAUCCCUGCAUCGGUCCCGCACUUGAGGUUGCAGCCGGCCACCAGGCAAACAGUAGAGAUGCUUCCGAAAGAAGAGACACAGGUUUUUCAACACAACCCACACCUGAAAAGAAAACGCAAAUUGACCUGUUAGAGGUCUCAAUGGAUCCUGAAGUUCUAGUUGACGAAACGAGCGAGAGUUCUAGUUCACAUUUGUCACUACAGUCAGACGGAUAUACAACAACUCAAUUAUCUCAAAAUAGCUGGAGCUCAGUGUGCAGCCAGUCAGAGGAGUCUUCUGAAGCCUCCUUACGAAGCCAAAUAUCUUUUUCCAGCUUCGAAGACUUGUCUUCUCUAUCGUUGGUGACUGGAAUCAAUCGUAUCGGGGUCAUUUCUCAGAAUCAACCUGAGAUAUUACACGAGGAUUCACUAUCGCCACCAUCACCUGAGGCUCCACCACAUUACGAGAUGCCCUCUCAGCCGUCCGAAAUAGCUUACAUUGAUAAAGAUUCGCCUGAACUCAAAGGAUGGUGCCACGCUGUCUGGUUAGCCUUGCGAGCUUGGAAAAUACCGCCAGCUGGGAAUGAUAUUCAGGAGUGUGACAAUGAGGGUGAAGCAAGUAUGUCUGAAGCGGAGGGUUUACUUCAAGGCGAAUCUCAAGUCAUGAAAGACGGUGCAGACCCAUACCAUAUACCAUCGGAAAUCAAACGUCGAUCACACAUUGAGAAAGUAAAGCUUCCCCAAUCUCUGGGUCAUCGUCUGAGGGUCUUGGCAGACCGUGGAUCUAAUGUACUAGAUACAAUUUCACGCCUGUCCACAAGAGCGGCAACUAAGGCGGACUCAAGCGCACAGGAACCGGCUCCAGGUACGCAACGAACGAAGGCAGUGGAUCAAUGGCUCUUGAGAGAUUAUAGAGUUAGUAUCGCAACGGGGCAAAUUCCAUCCAGUCGGUUCAUAUGCUACUAUGAAGAACCCUUCACAGUCUACGACACCUCAGUGCCGCUGACACAUCCUGUUGGGGGCCAUGAAUCUGGAUUCAAAGUCGAGAGCGAUGACUACCCGAAUGAGAACUAUAAACCAUGUCAUUGCGAUAGUGAUGGCUUGUGCAAAGCCUGCUCCUCAACCGCGAAAGAACCUGUAUGCUCGGACGAACCUUUAACAUCAACUAGUACUGCCUCGGAUACUUGCAUCUACAAGCCAGCAAGGAUACCGCACAGUAACCCAUUUGGCCACUAUUAUGGCUGGUCGUGGGUGUGAAGAUGUUAUUAAACCAGGACCACUGUCUUGUCCCUAUAAGUAAGCAUUGCGCUAUAUACUGAAGUAGUGAGUGUUGGCUGUACUAUUAUAGC
Truncatella angustata is the source of this 1990-nucleotide messenger RNA. RefSeq lists its product as uncharacterized. The record is from RefSeq and is a predicted model, not a curated record. NCBI's taxonomy places the organism in Eukaryota, Fungi, Ascomycota, Sordariomycetes, Amphisphaeriales, Sporocadaceae. Bases 165 to 1898 code for a protein of 577 amino acids. The transcript is spliced from 2 exons.